CUUGUUCUCCAGAAAGUCGAACUUCAAGCUGGUUGUCGAAAACAAGGGCGGUGGAUCACAAUGAAUUGCCCAAAUGGGGCUAUGGCCAGUUACGUCAGUCGUUCGAGCUGGAGCCGGUCACUGUCAACUUGCAUCUUGCCAGAGACCACCAUCGUCCCUAAAUCUCGACUGUCUAUCCAUCAUGUCGGAGACCCCAACAGCUGGAGACGCGGUUCCCGCUGCUCAGCGGAGCAGCUGGACGUCGUUCUUGAAAUCCAUCGCGUCCUUCUCGGGCGAUCUGUCGUCCAUGACUGCUCCGCCCUUCAUCCUCAGUCCUGUCUCCCUCACUGAGUUCCCUGCCUACUGGUGUGAGCGCCCGGAGCUCUUCUCUGCCAUUGCCGAUGCCGCAACGGAGGAGGAUCGUUCGCUUGCCGUCCUCGAUUGGUUCAUUAGCACGCUCAAGGGCCAAUACACGUCUCGCAACGAAUCCAUGGGUUCGGAGAAGAAGCCCCUUAACCCCGUCCUCGGCGAGCUCUUCUACGGUAUCUGGCCAAACAAGAAUGGGCGCGGGCAGACGGACUUGAUCGUCGAGCAGGUGUCGCACCACUCGCCCGUGACGGCGUACUGCAUCGAGAACCGGAGCAAGGGCUUGAAGCUGACGGGCCACAACGGUCAGAAGACGUCGUUCAGCGGCGGGUCGAUCAUUGUGAAGCAAAUCGGGCACGCACUGCUGACGGUGAAGCGGCCGGAUGGACAGGAUGAGGAGUACCUCAUCACCUUCCCGCGCCUGCGCAUCGAUGGGUUGUGGUACGGUUCCCCGUACAUCGAGCUCGUCGACACUUCGUACAUCGUCGGGAGCACGGGCUACACGUCGACGAUCGAGUACAAGGGCAAGGGCUAUUUCACGGGCAAGUCGCACACGUUCAAGGCUACCGUCUCGUCGCCGAAGCUGCACACGCCGUACGUGAUCGACGGUUUGUGGCACACGACGAGCACGGUAAGUUCGGGGCCUGGAAAGGGCAAGUACAAGAAGGGCCAGACGUUCCACGAUGUGACGACGGCGAAGGAGGAGGUGACGGUGAUCGGGGGCGAGUCGAGCGGGGAGAUGGGCGAGUUCGAGAGCAGGAAGUUGUGGGGAGAGGUCGCGAAGGGGAUCAAGACGGGCGAUUUUGACAACGCGAGCAAGGAGAAGACGAAAAUUGAGAAUGACCAGAGGCAGCGCCGACGCGACGAGGCCGCAGCUGGCACCAAGUGGCCGUUGAAGCACUUCAAGUGGAUCGAUAGCGACCCGAACUAUGCCCGGUUAGGCCAGAGCAUCAACAUUGCUCCGCCCAUUGAGGAGGCCUAUGAGUUCUUGGAGAACUGGCCGGAGCCGUUCGGCAAGGAAUGAGAGGCAGGGCCUGCGCGCAACCCCUGCACAGGCAUCGCGUCUCGAGGCUCGAGUGUCCCAGGACCCCUUCCCGGCGGACGGUUUGAAGUUCAUGUUGAGGAUGCGCUUGAAUACCAUGAGCAUUGAGACUGUUUUUAUCUACACUUCUAUAGCCCUAAUUGACAGCUCGCUGAGUUUGUCCAUGUUCUUAUUGGAACCUUCUUACUGGUCCUUCCCACAGGGCGAUGCAUAGGCAUGUAUGCGGUGG
Molecule: messenger RNA, 1616 nt
Organism: Schizophyllum commune H4-8
Lineage: Eukaryota; Fungi; Basidiomycota; Agaricomycetes; Agaricales; Schizophyllaceae
Product: Oxysterol-binding protein
Exons: 10
Coding region: 182-1369 (395 amino acids)
Biological process (GO): maintenance of cell polarity; endocytosis; exocytosis
Cellular component (GO): intracellular membrane-bounded organelle; membrane; cytosol
Molecular function (GO): oxysterol binding
Source: RefSeq, a predicted model, not a curated record